Polypterus senegalus (gray bichir) is the source of this 1192-nucleotide messenger RNA. RefSeq lists its product as uncharacterized. The transcript is spliced from 7 exons. Lineage: Eukaryota; Metazoa; Chordata; Cladistia; Polypteriformes; Polypteridae. The coding region runs from base 8 to 1192 and encodes 394 amino acids. The record is from RefSeq and is a predicted model, not a curated record.
GCCAACAAUGUUGGACUCGCGGGCGACUGUUUACUUCGCACUUGUUAAUUUUCUUCUCGUGUUGGUGAUUUGCAUUUCGAGUUUGCUUCGCUCGCACUGGCGAUAUAAAAAUCGGACGGUGUUUGAAAGCGAGGCGGAGUUACCGAGUUGGCUUUACUUGCUCUGCCGUGUCGCUGUCAGGAAGUUUGGGGCACGCGGCCGCCGCGCAGACGAGUUUAAAGCGGGGGGCGGAGUCGGGAUUGCUUUCACUUUGCUCAACUGCAGGCUAAACUCCCAAAGCCUGCGGCGUUUCUGUGAGGCCUGUGGCUAUGGCUGGGACUACCCUGACUCUACUGGCAGAGACAUUCCUUUGUGUUAUCCAGAAAUACUCUUCACGUGUUUGCUAGUGAUGAUCAUAAGCUCGGAUAGAUUCCGGUUAAGCCCCUUAGGGCUGAUUAAUGUACGUUCGUUCACAAAAACCUUUCAACCUGUGGACGAAAUAAAGAAAGGUCCAUUCUUACUUCAGGCAUCUCUAGUGGAGUACAGAUCAGUGGAAGCUGGGACUGAAGUGGAUAUUGCAUUGGAGCUAAAAGACCAAGCCAUGAAACCUGUGUGGAAGAGUGAGGUGACUUUAUUACAGGAAUCCACUAACAGCAGCAAUACAACAAAUGUGGCCAAAUCUGAAGAUCCAAAAGAUCUGAAAGUUGUCAACAUACAAGUCCCCAGAAUCACCAGACUGAAACACGCUUGUGCUUCAGUGAACUAUGACUGCGUUUGUGUGCUUUGGCUGGUCAUUAAACAGCUGCUGGGCCAUAAAGACACAUUACCUAAUGGUUUCUGGAUGGUGUCUCGAUGUAUGGCUGAAUUAGAGAAGUACCAAGGAACAGAUGCAGUGAGAGCACCUGUCUGUGUCCAGGUCACCUUUAACCAUUCAUUGCUGAGAAGUGCAAAGGCCAUAAUCAAAUUUUGGAAGAUGCACCCAGAAACCAGCAUGGUUGCCUCAAGGGCUUACCAGUUCAAAAUGGAGGAAAGUGAAUCCGGAAUUCUGUACGCAGCUGGUUCAUCGACAAUGUUGACAUGGCAUAACAUUCAGGAGCAUUUUGUAAUGGAGUUGAAAAUGGAGUACAAAGAGGGUCGUGGCUGUGCGCACAAGACACCCCUCAAACAUCAUACAGCUGGAACAAAUCUGUAUGGAGGAGCAGGAAAAAGUUAG